CACACACACAUACACACACCACACCACACACACAUCCAUCCCACACUCGCGCAUAAUAGCCAAGGCUUCGCAUCCUCGGCUCGCACAGCUCAUCCGCUCGGGACGGUAACCAACGCCGGAUGGGAUGUGGAGUCGUCAGGUGCAGCCGUCACCGCCACCUUCUCUGACGGCCUCUGGAAAUCAGAGCUCUUGACGAGGAGGAGGAGGAGGAGGAGAGGAAGAUUAAUCCCGCUAAACCGGCUCUUCCCCCUCCCUUUUCUUGCACCUUGCAAGACCGCCAGACUGCCGGGAGUAGCCGAGGGGAGCACCGCGGAGUCCUGAAAAAUGGAGAUCAUCGAAACAAGCACGAUUCAGCAGGAGAGGCUCCAGGCUAUAGCGGAAAAGAGAAAACGCCAAACGGAGAUUGAAAACAAGCGGCGACAAUUAGAAGAUGACAGGCGCCAGUUACAGCACUUAAAGUCAAAGACUCUGCGAGAGAAAUGGCUGCUGGAAGGAGCUCCAUCAUCCACAGCUGAAGAGGGUGAAGCCACAAAGAAGCUGUUGGAGGAGGACUACUUGAAGGCCAAGGAACUGGAAGAGAACAUCCAGAGGUUGGAGAAAGAAUUGGAACAACUGGAAAAUGGCAUCUCGGCAUCUUCCACCAAAGAGAACAUGGCUGAGGAAACAACCAGAGUGGUGGUCAAGGAAGAGAAGCUACCCCACACGCCGAAGACUCCUCUAGGCUCAGCCAAAGCAGACAACAAAAUCUCCAACAGUCCCAUAAAAGUGGUGGAAGGCAAGGGCAGCGGCUUGAUGAAAGCAGCUAUGUACUCUGUAGAGAUCACUGUGGAGAAGGACAAACUCACAGGGGAGACCAAAGUCCUGUCCAGCACCACUAGACUACCCAAAGAGAACACAGUUCAGGGAGUCAAAGUGUACGAGGACGAGCUGAAAGUGGUCCAUGCAGUUCGUACCGAAGAUGGGGCUAUUGAGAAUGGUGUCCACCAACUCAGCUCAUCCGAAGUGGAUGAGCUCAUCCAUAAGGCCGAUGAAGUGACCCUGAGUGAAGUCUCUGAGAAGGCUGCCAAAGAGGCCCAAAGCAAUCUCCCAAGCCAGAAGGUCACCCCCCGGAAGGAAAUCACAGGUGUGCAGGCUAAACCAAUGGAGAGCCCAAAGCUUGGGGGUGAUGGCCCAGAGCCUAGCAAAGAACAACCUGUCACCAUGAUCUUCAUGGGCUACCAGAAUGUGGAAGAUGAAAAUGAGACCAAAAAAGUGCUGGGGCUCGAAGGAGAGCAAAUCAAGGCCGAACUGGUGGUGAUAGAAGAUGCUGAGAAUAAAGCAGCCGGAGACCACACAGCAGAUCACGCCCCACCUAAUGGCAGCGCGAUGGAACCCUUGCCUCAGAAGGACGAAAACCAAGUUGGAGCACAGCCAUCAGCCAAUGACACGGACCCCAAAGGAGCAGACCAGGAUCUUGACAUGAAGAAACAGCGUUGUAAAUGCUGCUCGGUUAUGUAAGAGGCUCUUGCCAAGUCCCUCCCUCAACUAUACAGCCAAUCAGGACUGCCUUUUCCCAUCAUUCUCACCUGGACACCUUGACUCCGCCUCUCCAGUUACCUUCUCAAUUCUACAAAGGUCUGAGUUCAAAGUGUUGCUAUUUUUACUUAACAAGAUGUGCUAUUUGCAUCCCCCAAGGAUGUUUUUCCCUCUUUAUUUUCAAGUGACUGGGGGAAUAUAAGUGCAGUGCUGGUGAAAUCAUGUAAAAUAGCCAACAAUGACACUAAAUUGCCAGUCUGGUUUUUUUUCCCCUGCCUCCAUUAACCCCUUUAUUCAUUAUUUCAUAAAGGAACAGACCCAAAAUUUAAUGAUGGAAGUGAUCCAAUCAGUCCAGUCCCUUUUCUUUCCUAUUUGGACAUUUUAAAUUGUAAUGGUUGAAUAUACCUGGAAACCUUUUGAUUAGAAAUGAAAAAGAGCGAAUAUUUCCUCACAGUUCAGCCCUGUUUCCAUUUUCUGAAAUGUUUAAAAAAGAAAAUUAAUUGAUCAAGAAAGGAGACUCACCAUUCUUGGCUUCCUCUUGAAAUUUCUGAAUCUUUUGAAAUCCAGUCAUCUUUGAUAUCUCCCAAAGUCCUUCACAUCCUAAUUUCCUUAAGGAUACUGGUGACAAAAAUCUUCUAUGGUGGGAAUGUUAAGAUCAGAAAACAAUUAAGCAAGUUUUUCACAAGUUUUAAAAAGAGGUCAACUGAUUUUUUUUUUUUGUGCACCACAGAACUUGGUCCUGAACCAAAACAUCCAGAUGUUAGAAACUGGUUUUGCCUACAAAAUAAUUCCAUGACAUCUUCACAAGAAUUUAUUGGCCUUCCCAUCCUGUUGAUUGCAGGAGCUUUGACAAGGAUGUAAUUGUUGAGCUUUGAAGCUCUGAAAAAGAAAAACUGGGUUGAUUUUGUAUGUUUUUUUCUCCCCCAAAUGCCAUGAUGACAACUACUCUGGACUAUAAGACUCUAAGCCUAUGGUUGAUGUCCGAGUAGACUUUAUGAUUCAGUGAGCAAUCCCAGUCGAUGAUAAGAAUUGUUGACGCUAAAUGUAUAUUUUGUGGCUGCUAGACCAGUCUUCCCCAACCUAGGACUUACACAUUGGACCAUUUGGCUACAGAUGAUGGCAACUGUCAUCUAACACAUCUGAAGGGCAUCUAGAUUGGGAAAAGAUACGAUGGAUUCGGUCAGUGGGACAGAGAGCUGUGCGGGACUGUCAGGUGCUCAGCAUCGGACAAUGUACCUGCAAAUAGUUAAGAGGUAGAAGAACAGUUCGGUGAAAGCCCCAGAUCAGAUUGGUGGGGGGAAUGGGAGGGUCACACAGGCUUCCCUGAUGGAAGAGGCAAAAUGCAUUUAAAACAAACAGUAAGUAAAGACACAGGAUGGGAUGUCAUUUGGAGGCAAAAAGGAGAAAUUCUCAGCCAUUAGCACAAAGAGAAUAAUAGGGAAACUGUAGAAGAGAUAAAAUUGGUGCUAGCCAACUGGCACCAUGGUUCCUGAUAAACUGCAUCAAGGAUAAAGGUCCCUCAUGUCAAUGGGGGGGGGGGGCAUUGUUCUGAAAAUACUUCCUUCUCUCUGCUUCCCCAUCAAGUCCUUUAAGGGAAAAAGUGCCCUUGGUACCACCCGUGUUUCCCAGAAAAUAAGACCCUGUCUUAUAUUUUUUUGAACCCUGAAAUAAGCGCUUGGCCUUAUUGACAUGCGCUCAAAAGCCCGAUUGGUCUUAUUAUCUGGGGAUGUCUUAUUUUGGGGGAAACAGGGUAUUAGAUAUUUAACAUCAAGUCUUCCCUUCCCUUCCCUCCUCCUUAUCGUUAUCUGGGCCUUUCCCAUUUUUGUUUACAUCCUAUAAAGCAGGGGUCUCCAACCUUGGCAACUUUAAGAUUUGUGGACUUCAACUCCCAGAAGUCCCAGAAUUGCUUUAAAGAGUUCUUUAGUUCAAGGCUGUUUCACAAACAUUUCUUCUAAUUUGUGGUGGCUGGAAUUUUUGGAGAUGAGAUGUAUCAGAUUCAAAAGGUGCUGACUAUCUCCAUACCCCUAAAGAAACUAGAGUCUGCCACAUGUCUCGGCUUCCAUUCCUGAGAUAUUACAACCUGAAUUGCCAAAGCAAACAGUUCCACCUCAGGUACUGAGACAAAUAACAUAAGUAGUAUUUGGGUUUUGCUGCGGCUACCUUUUCUGAACGUGCACUCCCCAAUUGUACGGAGACCAUAGCUUCCAGGGUUCCCAUCUGGCAUAGACCUGUCAACCAAAAUUCUGGGAAAUGUAGAUUGUGGAAGGUCUAUCUCAUAUAUAUGAAAUCAGAGGCAAAAUAUAUGCAAAUCUCCAUAUAUGUGCAUAUAUAUAAAAUCUCCAGGCUAAUCAUCCAGCCAUGAUCAUACCUAGUUAUAGGGCAUCUUAAUUUCUCUUUUGCUUAACUAAGAUCCAUGGAUUGGCCUUGCUUUCUAAGCUAUUCCCCAGCUUAGACCCCUUCAUGCUGGUCAACUGUCUGUGGGGCACCACGAAGCAGUUUAAUAACUGCACUUCCUGUUGUUCUACUCCUUCUUAGAUUAUCAGCACAGCUUUCUUUUCAAAUGCUCUAAGAUGGAUGAUCUUUGAAAAUAUAGAUUAGUGUUCAAGGAUAGGAAUCAAGAAACAUCAGUUCCCACCAAAUUCAGCUGAAAGCUAGAUUCCCACUGAGCCUUUCUAAGCAUGAUUUGCUGAGAAGGUGAAAGAUAAGGUUCUAGUAAUCUGAACAAGUUCCACUUUAAAACCAAAUUUAUCUUUUGGUUUGUUUGGAUGGAGACUUUCUCAUUUGUUUUUGUUCUUUGAACUGAUGAGCUAGUUCUUCCCCUUCCAGAUAAUUGAAAAGUGUAUACAUAAUUAUUUUCAAAGCAUCUCCUGAAUCUUUCCUAAGCUCUGAACAAACCAUUGCAUCAAUUUCUCAAAAUAGUAUAGCUUCCAAAUGUUGUAUCAGGAUCCACAACAUCUCCACGAACCCACACAAGUCCUAGGAGAGGGCCUUGACAAGUCUUCCUUGGACCUGAUGGAAAAGCAAUGAAGAAACUGUUACAUGGUGGAGAAGACCCCCUGUGCACAUAAGGGUGCUUCCCAUAAAUACCUUGAAGGGGUUUUUUUCAUCCCAAAACACUAGAAUCCUACAGACCAGUAUCCAAGUAUUUUAGUAUUUUGGAGUAUGUUCCUCAUUCCAUCUCCCUAGCAGUGUUGAGAUUUGUGAUAAACAGGCAAUGGAAUCUGAUAAUUAUACUUGCAAUGUUAGGGUUCCAAGUUAAGGAAAGCCAUUUUGAGGACACUUCCUUGCAUUGACCAAAAGAACCUGGAAGAAGAGUUUUCCAUAACAAUAUCAUUCAAACGUCUUCUUCCAUCUGUAUUCGUAAAAUACAUCCGUGCAAAGUUUUAGGGGAGGGAGCAUUCACUGGGUGAGCUGCUUUUGCACAUUUCUGCUUGGCUUGACAAUCAUAUUUUUUCUGAAGGAAGUCAUCCAGUUAUCUUUCUCAUCCCAUGUUCUGUUUCCUUACUUUCCUGUAAUUAGCAAAGCAAGCAGGCAUAUUGGAAGAAGCCACACAGAGAUGCCCUGCUACCUCUUUCACCAGAGACAUUGGGCAAGGAUCAAACUUGAACUUUUUGCCUGUACAAUGAGCUGUGAACCCCUCCUAAUUCAAAUGAUUUGCUCAUUGUGAUCAGGGAUAUCCAUAGUAGCUCUAAAAUGAAGCAGCCAAUUGGAUCUGGAAGUUUUGACAUGCAAAGGAUAGGCUGUCCUGUUGAGUGAUGGGUGUUCUUCAAAUUCACUUCCUUUAAAAAUGUCCUAAAUUUGCAAACCCUGAUGAAGAGUUGAAGGCAAUCUUAAAAGAGGAAGGAGCAAGUUUCCAUGGUUUGACCAUUAUGUAGUGUUCCCCUGCAGCUAAACUUUAGAGAGAGAGAAAGAAUUUAGCAUUCCAGCAUUGAGAUGAUUAGCAUCUAAGAAUGUGAUAUGGGUUACUCUUUGAGGGCAAAUCACAGAGCUGGGGCUGAUGCAGAAAUCUCAGCACUAAUACAGAUGAGCUUUCUACAACAUUUGUAUGGAUUCUCACUUGUAUAGUUGGGGCUCCACAUGAUAAUGUAGGCAAUAAAAAAAUAGAGGUAGAGGGGCUGAGCUGCUACUGCUAUGUCGUUUAGAACAGUAUUUCUCAACCUUGACAACUUUUAAGAUGCGUGGAUUUCAACACCCAGAAUUCUGGUUGGGGAAUUCUGGGAGUUGAAGUUCACGCAUCUUAAAAGUUGCCAAGAUUGAGAAAUACUGCAUUAGAGCUUGGUCAUUUGCCUUCGAUCAGUGCCAGACAAUAAUCCACAUGUGGACUAUGCCUUAUUUUAUUACUAUUCCCUCCCCCCCUCCCUCUGGCUGAAAAUUACCUUUGCAUUUCCAAAUGGGUGAGAGAUUGGGGAUGGAGACCAAGGAAGUAAUAUUUAAAAGCUCAAAAAAUACUGCAUUGGUAGUUAUGAUGAAGGGACAUGAUCAUACUAACUGAAUUAUAAAAGGAAUUCCUUGGGAUUUAAGCUGGAUUCAACCAAUUUCCGUAGUUGGGCAAGGCUGGUUUUACUUAAAAAGUUAUCACGUAUUAUUCUGUUACUAUAAAAUUGAAUUAUCCUGCAUAAUAAAUACAAUGUAUGGGUGGUGAAAUAGGGUGUUUAAAAAUGAGAGAUCAAGAAUUGUGCGGUGGAGUGGAGGAAAUCCCUGUUCAAGAGAUUCUGGGAAUCCCUUCAAAUUUGGUGGGUCUGUGAUAUGAAUCCAUUCUUCCAGGGGAAGAGAAAUCCAUUGAUGCCUCCUUGCCAAAUUUCCCUAUCUGACAUGAAAAAGCUGGAAGAGGUGAACCCCAUGACUUCCAAGCCAAGGAAAGACUGUGUUGUCUCCAGACUUUCUGCUCAAGCUGCCAUUAUUUUUUUUGGCUCUGGACUCAACAGUCCAUUGUUGUAGUUUGUGACUUGGAAACUAGUCCUCCUUCUGUUCUCCAGGUGUGUCACCUGAUCAUCUGCUCAAUGGGCUUCUGAAAACUCACAGCUUACCAACCAUCCAUCAUUUUGUCAACAGCUCACAAGCCAAAAGACCCCGCAUGCUGUUUGCAUAAAAUUGUUGGCACUUUGUGGAGACAUCACUUGGGAGUCUUCUCUGCAAUGGACAAGGGGCAGUCUUCAAAAGCUCUAGACAUCUCAAGCUGUUCUUUGGGCCAUUGGGAAGGCCCUCAACAUCAGCAUCUCCAGCAACCAAUCUCCAUCAGCAAUGUCUUCUUUCCUCCACUACUCAACAAUGAUCUUCAUCUGGGUUGUUUGACCCAAGACAAACAGCAGCAAACACUCCUACCUGGAUUUCUCUGAAGCUGAGAACAUCUGUCAAGGUGAUUGAAGGAGAAUCAAGGAAUGAAGAGGCUAUCCGGUGCUGCUUCAGAGAUUCUGGUGCUGGUGUAGUUAAACCCCCUUCCCCACUUUUUCUCCCCCACAACCCAGUCUCUGUCUCAUCCAAUGUGUAUGACAUGGUGAUGAUAACCUUUGUGUGCCCAGUUCUCCACUGUUAAUUCCUUUCAUAUUCUUUGGCUCGCAGAAGUGCACUUCCCCCUUUCUCCCAAGCUUUCCAAACAUCAUGGCCAACUGUUUGAAGAUCUACCUUAAAUACACCCUGCCACACACACAUGCACACUUCUCUGUUGUUUGUUUGUAAUAUACUGGAACAGAGCAAAUAAAAAGUGUGAAUCAUCUGGAAUAAAAA
Messenger RNA from Pantherophis guttatus, 7239 nucleotides. RefSeq names its product paralemmin (gene PALM). Lineage: Eukaryota; Metazoa; Chordata; Lepidosauria; Squamata; Colubridae. The record is from RefSeq and is a predicted model, not a curated record. Gene Ontology annotation, biological process: regulation of cell shape. Gene Ontology annotation, cellular component: plasma membrane.